GACCAGUGAAGUGUACACAAGGUCUCACAGUGCAGGGAGAAGAUACAGACUCCAUGGUGGCUGAGCCAGGACCCCAGCACUGCUACCCACUGAGCCACCCUGCUGCCCAGAGCCUGGACUGGAGGAGUGAAGGGUUCCUUAGGUGCAGGACUCUCGCAGAGAAAGUCUUCUUUGUAAGAUGAUGGCUCUUUUCAUAAAGGACCCACCAGAGAUGGAGAAGGACAGAAGCCACAUGGCUGCAGAGAUAUUAGACCUCGCCCUAGAGAUCAUCUUCUUGAUAACGGGAGAGGAUUACACAGUAGUGAAGAAGUCGUCUGAUGAGUGUGUGACACCUCGUGCGUCAGGAGGACGGAGCAGGAUCCAGAGCCUCAUCACCGAGCCUCCACCUCAUUCACUGAUACAUGAGCAGAAGAUCCUAGAACUUACCAACAGGAUCACUGACCUGCUGAGCGGAGAGGUUCCUGUAAGGUGUCAGGAUGUCGUUGUCUAUUUCUCCAUGGAGGAGUGGGAGUAUUUAGAAGGACACAAGGAUCUGUACAAAGAUGUCAUGAUGGAGAAUCACGUCACUUCACCCGAAGGAUCCAGUCACAGAAAUCCACCAGAGAAAUGUCCCAGUCCUCUGUGUCCCCAGUACUGCCCAGAGGAGAAGCCGAAUGUCCUACUGGAUCAUCAGGAUGUAAUGAUAGAGAAUCACCAGCCCCUAAUAUCACCAGAUGGAUCCAGUCAGAGAAAUCCACCAGAGAGAUGUCCCAGUCCUCUUUAUUCCCAGGACUGUCCAGAGGAGAAGCCACAUUUUGCACUGGAUCAUCAUGAACUUAAGAUGGAGAAUCACCAGCUCCUUAUAUCACCAGAUGGAUCUAGUCAGAGAAAUCCACCAGAAAGUUGUCCUAGUCCUCUAUGUCCCCAGGGUUGUCCAGAGGAAGAGCAGGAUAACUCACUGGAUCAUCAGGACAUCACAAUGGAGAAUCAUCAGCCCCUCACAUCACCGGAUGGAUCCAGUCAGAGAGAUCCACCAGAGAGAUGUCCUAGUCCUCUAUGUCCCCAGGAAUGUCCAGAGGAGAAGCCGAAUGUCCCAUUGGAUCAUCAGGACGUCUUGACGGAUAAUCACCAGCUCCUUACAUUACUGGAUGGAUCCAGUCAGAGAAAUCCACCAGAGAGAUGUCCCAGUCCUCUGUAUUCCCAGGACUGUCUAGAGGAGAAGCCGUAUGUCCCACUGGAUCAUCAGGACGUCUUGACGGAUAAUCACCAGCUCCUCACAUUACUGGUUGGAUCCAGUCAGAGAAAUCCAUCAGAGAGAUGUCCCAGUCCUCUGUAUUCCCAGGACUGUCCAGGGGAGAAGCUGAAUGUCCCACUGGAUCAUCAGGACGUCUUGACGGAAAAUCACCAGCUCCUCACAUCACUGGAUGGAUCCAGUCAGAGAAGUCCACCAGAGAGAUGUCCUGGUCCUCUAUAUUUCCAGGACUGUCCAGAGGAAGAGCAGAAUGUCCCACUGGAUCAUCAAGAAAGUGAUGGAAGUGGAAGGACGAGUGGCCUGGAGAACCCCACAUCAAUGUCGAUGACUGGUGAAGACUGGAUGAGAGGCUCCUACGGACAUGUCUUUUUUACUCCAUUUUAUCAAGUAGAAGAUAAUCGAUCAUUAAUUGAGAGGAAAAGAACCUGCCGUAGACCAGCUAAGAUUUUUGUGUGUUCUGAAUGUGGGAAACAUUUUAAAAAGAAAUCUAAUCUUUCCAUGCAUGAGAGAAUUCAUAGAGAUGAAAGGCCGUUUUCAUGUUCGGAAUGUAGGAAAAGUUUUAUUCGCAAAUCAAGUCUUAUGGAACAUCUAAAGACGCACACAGGAGAGAGGCCGUAUUCAUGCUCAGAAUGUGAACGCUCUUUUACCCAUAAAUCAACCUUUGUUAAUCAUCUGAGGACGCACACUAAGGAGAGGCCGUUUUUAUGUCCUGAAUGCGGGAAGUCUUUUAGUCAGAAGUCAAAUCUUAUGGAACAUCUAAGAACUCACACAGGAGAGAAGCCAUUUUCAUGUUUGGAAUGCGGGAAAUGUUUUAGCAAGAAAUCGGGUCUUGAUAAUCAUAAGAGAACUCACACGGGGGAGAAGCCAUUUCCAUGUCCUGAAUGCGGAAAAUGUUUCAGUCAGAAAUCAGCUGUGGUUGAGCAUCUACGAACUCACACAAAGGAGAAGCCAUUCUCGCUCUGAGACUGUGGGAAGUGCUGUAGAUUCUCUUAAGAAAUUUCUGAGAAUUUACACAGGGGAGAAGCCAUUUUCAUGUCACAGAUGUUUGAAAUAAUUUACCGAGAAAUCAGAUCUUGGGGAACAUCUACCAAUUCACAUGGGGGGAGGGGGAGCUAUAUUUAUUCUCAGAAUGAUUGACCCAUAACUCAGGUCUUAUGUAACAUCUGAGAACUCACACCGGGGAGAAGCCAAUUUAAUGUUCAGAUUGAGGCAUGUCACAGGUGUGGAGGUCCAUUGUAGGACCUGCUGCCUCAGGAUGUCUUCUGCUAUAAAUCCUAAAUGCCUGAUUAUAGUUGGGAGCGAAUUUCUUACAAUUCAAUUUGGGUUUGAAACUGGCUGUCCGACUCCACCCAAAUUGCAAAGGAGAUCCGUUACACAACUCUCUCUCUCUCCUUCUUUAAAAAAAAAUGAUUUCUUUAAACUCUUAAUUAUUAUAAUUUUUUUUUAUUUGUGUCAUAUUCCAGAAUUUUACAAUUAAUUCCCUCAUCUCCACCUGGCUACAAUACAGAAAACCAUUACUGUUUAAAUUGGUUGUGUGAUAAAAAUGAAAAAAAAUAAUUACAGACAGGAGCAUGUGUAAAAAAAAAAAUCCUGUGACUCACCCUUUGAAAAUCCCACUAUUCCAGCGCCACAGCUUUGUGAUCAUGGGCCAUUCUUACACAUGACCACUGAGGCCACAAGAAAGAAAAGGAACGGAAUGGCAUCCCUUCCCGGUCUGGUGGGGACUAAA
Molecule: messenger RNA, 2960 nt
Organism: Bufo bufo (common toad)
Lineage: Eukaryota; Metazoa; Chordata; Amphibia; Anura; Bufonidae
Product: zinc finger protein interacting with ribonucleoprotein K-like
Exons: 13
Coding region: 179-2194 (671 amino acids)
Biological process (GO): negative regulation of transcription by RNA polymerase II
Cellular component (GO): nucleus
Molecular function (GO): DNA-binding transcription repressor activity, RNA polymerase II-specific
Source: RefSeq, a predicted model, not a curated record